AUGUUUGCAUGUUUCUCGACUACUGCGCGCCCCUUCCUUCAUCCAACAACCAGGCUCCUAUCAGCUUCGUUUCGCCACAGAGGAUUCGCAAGUUCAAAGACUGUGUCCAAGAGCGCUAUCGUUACCGGCGCUGGCCAGGGAAUUGGUAAAGCCAUUGCACUGCGUCUAGCUCGAGAUGGCUUCGAUGUUUGUGUGAACGAUCUUGAGGCAAAUUCGGGUUUGGUCAAAAAGGUGGUUGAGGAGAUCGUAGCUUUAGGUCAGAAAGCUGUUCCAGCUUAUGGCGAUGUUUCCAAAUUACCUCAGGUUGAGGCAAUGGUGGAUCAUUCUGUAAAUGAACUUGGCCCCCUUGAUGUAAUGGUGGCAAAUGCUGGGAUCGCGCAAGUCCAAUGGGCUAUGGAUGCAAAGGAGCCUGACAUUCAAAGACUGUUUGAAGUGAACUUCUGUGGUGUAAUAUACUCAGACCAGGUGGCUGCGAGGCAAUUCAUUAAGCAAGGAUCGGGGGGAAAGAUAAUCAAUGCUGCGAGUGUCGUCUCCUUCCGACCAUUCCCCAUGAUUCCUAUAUACAGUGCUACCAAAGCUGCUGUUCGUAGUCUCACGCAGUCCCUCGCUACAGAGCUCGCAAAGGACAAAAUCACGGUGAACGCGUAUGCUCCAGGUGUUGUGGACUCCUCCAUGUGGGAAACAAUAGACCGAGGAAUGAGCGAAAUCAAUGGUUUGCCGAAGGGAGAGAAUUUCCAGAAGACGAAGAUCACGAUAACUUUGGGAAGGACUAGUGUUCCGGAAGAUGUGGCGAAGAUGGUGUCGUUUCUUGCUAGCUCUGACUCGGAUUAUGUUACGGGCCAGACGAUGCUAGUGGAUGGAGGAAUUGCGUUCAGUUGA
Molecule: messenger RNA, 879 nt
Organism: Lentinula edodes (shiitake mushroom)
Lineage: Eukaryota; Fungi; Basidiomycota; Agaricomycetes; Agaricales; Omphalotaceae
Product: 3-oxoacyl-reductase
Exons: 4
Coding region: 1-879 (292 amino acids)
Biological process (GO): acetoin catabolic process
Molecular function (GO): acetoin dehydrogenase (NAD+) activity
Source: RefSeq, a predicted model, not a curated record